UGAUGACAACCACUGACAAAACAUACCAACUCCUACACAGCCCCACCUGAGAGUGCACCGAAACACUGAACACCUCCCCCAGUGAGCUCAGCUACGAUGACUCCCUCGAAACACUGGAUAUUAAACAACUGGAUAUUUUUAUUCAUUCUGAUACAUCAAGAGCACUGCAUGCUUCCAGCUCCCCAAAACGUCACCAUUGUCUCCUAUAAUUUGGAACACAAGCUCACUUGGACCCCUGGCCCUGGGACACCUGCCUCUGCACACUUCAGGGUGCAGAAAUAUUCUAUAAAGAAAAAACUCUGGAAGCUGGUUCUAAAGUGUUCAGACCUGAGAACUGGCGAGUCAUGUGACUUAACAAACUCUUUUAAGGACAUUACCUGUCACUACUUGGCCCGAGUACAAGCCUUUAGUUCAGACCAGCAAUCCAACUGGACCAGUUCAGAACUGUUUUUCCCCCUGGGGCACACGACUCUACAGGCACCAGAGGUGGUGCUCACAGGCUGUGGAAACUGCCUGCUCCUGCAGCUCAGCCCUCCGGCCAGCAGGGGGCUCCACCCCAGGCAGCUGAAAUACCUUUUCCGUGAAUUCCGUAUUAAUGUGACCAGGACUAGAGAUAAGGCACAGUUUGUUUUAAGGGUGUCUUCCGGAGAGAGUCGAAUUGAUUAUCUUGAGAGAGGUGUUGAAUACUGCAUUACAGUCGUUCCGGUAACCAGCCUGACUAACCCUGUAGUUCCCUCUGGACCUCACUGUGCAUUUACAAGUCCACCACCAGUCAGCACAGUGGCUGUGUUUCUAACUGCACUCUGCAUACUCUUCCUCUUGGUGGUGCUGUUCUGUGCAGCCCUGGUGCACAGUGGGCAGCUUGGUUGUCUUCACAAGGUCUUACUAAGAGCUUUGGCUCUCAACUGGUGAAGAUGGUACCUGGCCCCUGAGCAUUGCUGAGCACAGCCCAGACCACAUUCUGCAGGCCUGGUUCUCCCAGUGUCCAGAGUACAAAGGCGAUGGCUAGACAUGUAGAAACACAGUCGGACUGAUGAAAGUUUGUAUGGCUGAUGCAGGUGUAGUUUAAGAAUUUGAGUUUCAGGUUCAGUUUAAGGUAUACUUUUCCAAAACCUGAAUAUUAACUUCCUUCUAGUGUUAACCUUUGGGGUGUACUGUGUAUUACUGUGUCAUUAGAAUCUCUGUUUCUGGUUCCUGUUAAUGAUUAGAGCUAAUUAAUUGAUUGUGUUCUGUUGAAAAUGAAAAAAUAAAAUAAAAUAGGAAAUGCUGAAGCUGUUGUAUAAGGAAUGUUGCUCUAUGUAUUAUUUGCCUUGGACUGAAUACCAUACUGUUUCUUUUACAUUAUUAUAUGUGAUCUCAUUAUUUAGAAUUUAAUCUGAGCACUAACUAACUUUGUGAGAACAUUUUUUAUUAGUUGAUAUGAAUAUAAGCAAAAAUCAACACAAAAUGUACACAAUGUUCUGUAUAUGCCCCAACAAGCAACAUAUGUACAAAAUAAAGAUUAACUGCAUUAAAAUA
This is a messenger RNA of Astyanax mexicanus (Mexican tetra), 1518 nucleotides long. RefSeq names its product interferon alpha/beta receptor 2-like. The transcript has 7 exons. Lineage: Eukaryota; Metazoa; Chordata; Actinopteri; Characiformes; Acestrorhamphidae. Gene Ontology annotation, molecular function: protein binding. The record is from RefSeq and is a predicted model, not a curated record. The coding region runs from base 97 to 912 and encodes 271 amino acids.